GUUAAAUUCACUGCUACGCUUAAAACCUUCGACUUACGUCUCCACAAAUCCCAAUUUCAAUCCCACUUCGCCAUUCGUAUAGUUUCCCCAAGGAGGAGAUUUAGCUAGGGCUGUAGAUCCAUCAACCGAUCUACAAUGUCCAAAACAAUGUUUCGGUUAGGUUUAAUGGUGUUUUUGCUGUUGUUAAAUUCAGUUCCAUCGCGAUCAGCUGUGUCUAGUAUUGAUCUGGGUUCUGAAUGGAUAAAAGUUGCCGUGGUGAAUCUAAAACCGGGUCAAGCUCCGAUAUCCAUCGCCAUAAACGAAAUGUCUAAACGGAAAUCGCCAGCUCUAGUGGCGUUUCACGCUAAUGAUCGUCUCAUUGGCGAGGAGGCAGCUGGGAUUGUUGCACGGUAUCCUGAUAAGGUUUAUUCUAAUGUACGUGAUUUAAUUGGAAAACCCUUUUCUCAUGUCAAGAAGAUUCUAGAUUCCUUGUAUCUGCCUUUCAAUGUGGUUGAAGAUUCUAGAGGCGGCGCCGGGAUCAAAAUCGAUGAUGGCGUUACUGUGUAUUCGGCGGAGGAAUUGACUGCUAUGAUUUUGGGUUAUGCUUUGAAAUUGGCUGAGUUCCAUAGCAAGGUGCCGGUGAAGGAUGCUGUUAUUACAGUGCCUCCGUAUUUUGGGCAGGCGGAGCGGAAGGGUUUGCUUCAGGCGGCGCAGUUGGCUGGAUUGAAUGCUCUUUCUCUCGUUAACGAGCAUUCAGGUGCUGCACUUCAGUAUGGGAUCGAUAAAGAUUUUUCCAACGGGUCGAGACAUGUUAUUUUCUAUGAUAUGGGAUCUAGCAGCACUUAUGCUGCUCUUGUUUACUUCUCGGCUUAUAACACUAAGGAAUACGGCAAGACUGUUUCUGUCAAUCAAUUUCAGGUGAAAGAUGUUAAAUGGGAUCCAGAACUAGGUGGUCAAAACUUGGAAUUACGGUUGGUGGAACACUUUGCAGAUGAGUUCAACAAACAGGUUGGAAAUGGAGUUGAUGUCAGAAAGUCUCCCAAGGCGAUGGCUAAACUGAAAAAGCAGGUUAAACGUACAAAAGAAAUCCUUAGUGCAAAUUCUGCAGCACCAUUUUCAGUUGAAUCACUUCUUGAUGACCGUGAUUUUAGGAGCACAAUUACUCGUCAGAAAUUCGAAGAGAUGUGUGAAGAUUUGUGGGAAAGAUCUAUUAUCCCUGUCAAAGAAUUGCUUAAACACUCUGGUUUGAAGGUUGAUGAGAUAUACGCCUUUGAGUUGAUUGGAGGUGGCACUCGAGUACCAAAGUUGCAGGCUAAGCUUCAAGAAUUCAUUGGAAAGAGUGACGUGGACAGACAUCUAGAUGCUGACGAGGCAACAGUUCUUGGUGCUUCAUUACAUGCUGCAAAUAUAAGUGAUGGAAUCAAAUUAAACCGUAAACUUGGUAUGGUUGAUGGUUCCAUGUAUGGUUUCAUGAUGGAUUUAGAAGGUCCUCAACUUGUAAAAGAUGAAACCACCACACAAUUACUUGUACCACGCUUAAAAAAGUUACCCAUCAAGAUGUUCCGAUCAAUCACUCACAACAAAGAUUUUGAUGUUUCACUUUUAUAUGAAGAUGAACACCUCUUGCCACCUGGCAUUACUUCACGUACUUUUGCAAAGUAUUCUGUCUCUGGUCUAACUGAUGCUAGUGAAAAGUACAUGUCACGCAACCUUUCAUCCCCUGUGAAAGCCAGUCUCCAUUUCUCUCUUAGUAGAAGUGGCAUAUUUUCAUUGGAUAGAGCCGAUGCUGUGAUUGAAAUUUCUGAGUGGGUAGAAGUUCCAAAAAAGAAUGUUUCUGCUCCCCUCAACUUAACUGUUGAAGCUGAUUCCACCAAAGAGACAGAAGCUAGUGAUGAUACGAGUACCAACUCGGUUAACGCCACUGAAAAUGACCAAAAUACCCUUGAUCUUGGCACUGAAAAGAAACUGAAGAAACGUACUUUCAGAAUUCCUCUAAAGAUAUCUGAGAAGACUGUGGGGUCAGGGGUACCUUUGUCAGAUGAAGCUCUUGCAGAAGGUAUCAAAAGAUUGACUGCACUUGAUGCAAAGGAUGCAGAAAGAAGGAGAACUGCAGAGACGAAAAAUGAUCUUGAAGCAUACAUAUAUGCAACCAGAGAAAAGCUUGAUUAUUUGGAUGAAUUACAAACAGUUUCUUCUAGCGAGCAACGCCAGUCAUUCAUUGAAAAACUUGAUGAGGUGCAAGAUUGGUUGUACAUGGAUGGUGAAGAUGCUUCAGCUACUCAAUUUGAAGAACGUUUGGAUCAACUGAAGGAUAUCGGGGACCCCAUAUUUUUCAGAUACAAGGAGCUUACAGCAAGGCCAGAAGCAUCAAAAAGUGCUAGACAGUAUUUAACUGAGCUUCAAGAGAUUGUUAGUGGGUGGGAAUCCAAAAAACCAUGGAUUCCAAAAGAGAAAAUUGACCAGGUACUACGUGAGGCAGAAAAUCUUAAGAAGUGGUUGAACGAUAAGGAGGCUGAGCAAAAAAAGAUAUCAGCAUCCGCGACUCCCGCUUAUACAUCUCAAGAAGUUAUGAGCAAGCUAUUUGAUCUUCAAGACAAGGUUGCGAGCACGAAUAGAAUCCCGAAGCCAAAACCGAAAGUUGAGAAGGUGAGCGUGAAGAAUGAAACCGAGACUCCAACUCCAACUGAGGAGACAAAAGGGAAUGAUGAGAGUAGCAGUGAGUCCAAAAAAGAAGAGACAGAGACAGAGACAGAUGGGGAAUCUACUACAUCUACACAUGAUGAGCUAUGAUUUAACCAACAUUGCCAUACAGAACAAGCAGCAAAGCUUCUGUUUUUUUAUAGGAGGGAAGGAGGUGGUUAGGAGGUAGUUAAAACUUAAAAUCAAUAUAAUAUCAUAUAUGAGAAAAACCAAUUCAGUACUUCCAUUCCAAUCCAUUAUUUGGAUCUAUUUUUGUCCCAGUUUUGUAUCUCGUAAGUCACUCAUGUAUAAUACUUACUACUA
This is a messenger RNA of Lactuca virosa, 2982 nucleotides long. NCBI's taxonomy places the organism in Eukaryota, Viridiplantae, Streptophyta, Magnoliopsida, Asterales, Asteraceae. The record is from the annotation of a GenBank genome assembly.